AAGUGUAACGUUACAAGUAUCUUUAGUAAAUUAAAAUUGGACACUUGGACAGUACUAUAAUAAGUGGUAAUCGGUACCAAAAACAAUACUUGGCAAGUACUAUAGUGAGUGGUAGUGGAUACUAGUGAUGUUGUGAGGAUGCACCUGCCUUACGAGUCGCGAGGCCGGCGACGCCGCGACAUGGAGUUGGAGCCCUGGUGGAUGCAGAACAUCAUAGAGGAAACCAGAGCUGAACACCCUGACUUGGUCCCAACUGGUAGUCCAGACUACAUGUGCUCCAUGCUGCCCCAGCACUGGCGGUCCAACAAGACCUUGCCUGGUGGCUUCAAGGUGGUAGCCCUUGGGGAAGUGGGAGACGGCACCACGGUCACCGUAAUGGCUGGUAACGACGAGAACUGCUGUGCAGAGUUGAGGAAUAACUCAGCCGUGAUGAAGAAUAGAGUGGCCAAGUUUAAUGACUUGAGGUUCGUCGGCAGAAGUGGGAGAGGGAAGAGCUUCUCAUUAACAAUCACCAUUCUUACGAAUCCCCCUCAAGUAGCAACCUACCAAAAAGCUAUCAAAGUCACCGUGGACGGACCCCGAGAGCCACGAUCCAAAACUAGUACAAACGUAACCCAUCCUAUCCGAAGUUUCGGCUUUCAACGAACCCUCAUGAUUGACUCGGCGCUACGGGGCAUGGAGUACAAGAGUCCUCCGGACAGGAGCAUACGAGCCCUGUCCCACGACGAGAGAGAAUAUAAGACCAAUGCAAAUUUACCUACCGGUGAGAGUAGCGGGAACAUCCUAGGUGCAAGUGAAUGGAACACGGGAUACCCAUCCACCGCAUCGGUCUACCCCGCAGCGUACGGACCCCUCCAGCCAACCUAUUAUAAGCCUGAUCCCACGAUACAUAUACCUUCAGUAAUACCAGAAAUCCCCCUAGGACAUGCCGACUAUGGGGGCUUUCAGACAUCGCCAGCGACCUUCAAGGGUAGCCCGAGUGGCACCGGCGCUUCGCUGACCGACCUGAACGCCCCCACGCCCAUGACGCCGCAGCGAUACGAUGCCGGCUACUACAACAGCUGGUCUAACACCUACAACUAUAAUAAUUACCAGUACAACAAUAUCAAUAACAACCCUUCUUGCCUGCAGUCCCAUGCACCCUACAUAAACCCUAACCCCCAGAUGAUCCUGCCAAACCUUUAUUCCACAGUCAAUCAAAACCAAAUACACGUACAUUUGCACAGCUCAGGGGAUAAACAUAAUUUAGAGCAGUACAUACCGAGUGAGAUUAAAAUUAGCGAUAUCGAUGGGGGGAUAUCGAUAACGACUGAACUUCAAGGUGGUGGGGAAGGAACAGGGUUAGUGCAGACUUGCGAAUCCGGGGACGAGAAGCACGGGCUCUACGGCGCUGGCAAUCAGGAGGUGUGGCGACCCUAUUGACAGUACGCUAAUCCUUAUGAAGAAAAUCAACAUUCCGUUGUACAUAUUGUGAUAUAAUUUUAUAGCUAAAAUAAAUUGUAAAGAAAUAUUAAUGUUAAACAUUAAUUACC
Molecule: messenger RNA, 1532 nt
Organism: Amyelois transitella
Lineage: Eukaryota; Metazoa; Arthropoda; Insecta; Lepidoptera; Pyralidae
Product: runt-related transcription factor 3
Exons: 6
Coding region: 139-1422 (427 amino acids)
Biological process (GO): regulation of DNA-templated transcription
Cellular component (GO): nucleus
Molecular function (GO): ATP binding; RNA polymerase II cis-regulatory region sequence-specific DNA binding; DNA-binding transcription factor activity, RNA polymerase II-specific
Source: RefSeq, a predicted model, not a curated record